AUGACGGUGGUGACUAAUCCUGCGCGCUCCAACUCGAAGGAUGAGAUCGAAUCCAGGCGCAACAGCGAGCUUGGUGGUGGCGCCGGCGGUGAAUACCAUGGUCUAGAACUCGACAAAAACGCCCGCUUGUAUGAUGAUGAGAAACAAAGCGACAUUGUAUUCGUCGCCGGUAUCAACGGCGACACCUGGCGCUAUCCCGGCCACUGCCGCGUGCUCGCCGCCACCAGUCCAGUUUUUGCUGCGCUCCUAUCUGCUAAAACCGACGUAAUAGUCGUCGACUACGUGGAUCGCCGUGGCUUCGAACAGCUCCUCCGAUACCACUACUGCGAGCCCACGCAGCUCAACUCCGUCGCUACGGCACGGUGUGCCCUAGAUGCUGCAUACAAGUUCCUGUGUGCGCCACUAGCGGAACGAUGUGCUCGACGUCUCGACGAGAUAUUGGAUGCAGGCGUCGAGUUAGAAAUUCUGCGAGAUUUACGUUUCUUAUGCGCGAGACUUCCCGGAGCUACAUCCGCACCACCUCUGCCUGCUCUAUAUGAUGAUGAAGCAGCACGGUCUCUGGCGCAAUGUUCACGGUGGUGUGACUCGUUGGCCCACAAUGCUUUACUCGUGUUAGACGAUAACGCUGAUGCUGUUCUUACCGAUGAACGACUUCAAGAACUCACUUAUGAGGAUCUUGCACUCAUAGUUAAACGUGACACUCUACGGGUAUCCAAUGAGCUCGUCUUAGCAGAAGCGUUAUCCAGCUGGGCAACGGCCGCCUGCAAACGUACUAAAAGGGAACUGACUUCUACCAAUAAAAGAGCAGCUCUAGGAGAUCUCGCGUAUUGUCCAAGAUACUUGUUGCUCUCUGGGGAAGAGUUAGAUCGCUCUUUGGGCUUGGAGCUGCUGGAGCCUAUGGAUCGUGCUUUAGUUGUAGCAAGGGCGUGGAAAUUAUCAGCACCUGUGCCAGUGGGCACUGAACAAGAGGGUUUGUUGCGCCGCUGGGCACGUCCGCGAUCGACUGAGCCAGCUGCACUCCCGGUUCACUUGAGCUCAAGAUCCGAACCAGCUCCCGUGGACGCUCAGCCGAGUAAACUAUGCGUUUGGCGCCCGAAAAGGCCCAAACAGUCUAGCUUUAAUCCUGACGACAAGAAUAACAAACAGGGUUCCUGCGCAUGCUUCUGGGACGGCCUACUGCGAGCGUUCAUCUGCCUAUUCGACUGA
Molecule: messenger RNA, 1206 nt
Organism: Chilo suppressalis (striped riceborer)
Lineage: Eukaryota; Metazoa; Arthropoda; Insecta; Lepidoptera; Crambidae
Source: the annotation of a GenBank genome assembly